Messenger RNA from Corylus avellana, 794 nucleotides. RefSeq lists its product as uncharacterized. The record is from RefSeq and is a predicted model, not a curated record. Lineage: Eukaryota; Viridiplantae; Streptophyta; Magnoliopsida; Fagales; Betulaceae.
AGACUCCAUUCACUGAAUACUGGUGAAAAAACAUAAAGAUGAGGAAGCAUGCUCUCUCUAAUCUCUUAUUCCUACUAAACUUGGCCACUUUGCUCAUCACUUCUUUUGCUUCAGCCAACUGCCCUCCUCCCUCUCGUCCUUUGCCACCCCACGGUGGCCAUCCCCCACAUGUUAGGCCACCCACUCCUGUGAAACCACCCCAUCCGCCUCAUAUUUCUCCACCCAAACCACCAAUUGUGAAACCUCCCAUUGUACACCCAUCACCACCUUAUGUGCCCAACCCACCAGUCGUGCCGUCACCUAGACCUCCACAGUCACCGCCUGUCGUGCCAUCACCAACUCCACCGGCAGGAGGCACGUGCUCCAUUGACACUCUCAAGCUAGGUGCGUGUGUGGACGUGUUGGGUGGCCUUGUGCACGUAGGGAUUGGCAGCAGCGCGAAGGACGCGUGCUGCCCCGUGCUGCAAGGACUGGUGGACUUGGACGCCGCCAUUUGCCUUUGCACCACCAUUAAGGUUAAGCUUCUGAAUAUCAACAUCAUCCUCCCAAUUGCUCUUCAGCUCCUUGUUGACUGUGGCAAGACUCCGCCGGAGGGGUUCAAAUGCCCCGCCUAGAAAACGGCUCCGUUUUACUCUUUUUAUAGCUAUUGCAUGCACUACUUGUUUCUCAGGAUGUACGUCACUUUGUAACAAAAUAAAAAGUGAGAUGUUUCCGUCAUCUUCUUUGUUGUAUAUCAUCAAAUCGAUAUAGUACUUUGAGAAUUUCGAGUUUAUGAAGUUUAUAAAUUUCGUUUA